Guillardia theta CCMP2712 is the source of this 228-nucleotide messenger RNA. RefSeq lists its product as hypothetical. The record is from RefSeq and is a predicted model, not a curated record. NCBI's taxonomy places the organism in Eukaryota, Cryptophyceae, Pyrenomonadales, Geminigeraceae. The transcript is spliced from 4 exons. Bases 1 to 228 code for a protein of 75 amino acids.
AUGGUGUAUGUAGAUGGCAGAGAGAAGGAAGGGCAACAUGUCGUGGAGUUGGCUCUGACUGGGUUGGCAGGCACAACCAUCUGGAACUGCAUCUGGAUUAUCAUCCUCUCCAUCCCCGCCCUCUGGGUCGUCGAGAGCUGCUGGGCUCAUCGUCGUUACAGGCAAGCUUUGAAGGAGUCUCCUUCGGAGGGAGGCUACCAGAGUGCUCCCGACCAACCUCAGGUCUGA